Messenger RNA from Durio zibethinus, 1877 nucleotides. NCBI's taxonomy places the organism in Eukaryota, Viridiplantae, Streptophyta, Magnoliopsida, Malvales, Malvaceae. The record is from RefSeq and is a predicted model, not a curated record.
UAUACAUAAUCUUUUUAUUUUUAUCAAAAGAAAAUGUUUGCAUCUGUAGCUUAUAUAUAUUAGUGGUUCAUGCAGCUAGAUGCGAUAUUAAUAAGUCUGAAAUUAAAAUUCCAGCAAUUUUAACCCUUUCUCGAUUUUUUAAAAUGAAAAAGAAAAAGCAGGAAAUGAAUCUAAAAGCUAAAAAGAAAUAUUUUAAAGGAACCAAUCAUUCAAAAGUUUAUCCUUGAUAUCAAUUUUGUGGGGCUAAAAGACCGUGGCUGAGAAUGUCUAGAUUCCAAGCUUGUUGCCCAAAAAAGUGAAGAAGACAAACACUAUUAGUAGUUUAUUUAUCAAUGCAUGGAAAACGCUGCUCCAGCAGAUUUUUCCUGCCAUGGAUGGGAAAUUGAGGGAAGCUGCGCAAUCAGGAAAUAUCGACAAUCUGUACGAAUUGUUUCGGGAAGAUCCACACCUUUUGGAGCACAUCGAUGAGGUUCCUUUCUUUGAUACUCCUCUGCACACAGCUGCAGCUGCAGGGCAAGUUGAUUUUGCAGUGGAAAUGAUGAACUUAAAGCCAUCAUUUGCCACAAAGCUGAAUCCUGAUGGUUUUACUCCAAUGCACCUUGCUUUGCAGAAUGACCGAAAUCAGUUGCUUUUUGAGCUUCUGAAAAUCAACAAAGAGCUGAUUCGAGUCAAGGGGAAAAAAGGUGUAACCCUUCUGCAUUACGCAGCUGAACAAGGAGACGCCGAUCUUUUGGCUAAGUUCCUUGCGGCUUGCCCUCAAUGCAUCAUUGAUGUAACUGUUGGAGGUCAGACUGCUUUGCAUAUUGCAGCAGAAAAAACCAAGCUUGAAGCUCUUGAACUCUUGGCUCGUUGGCUACGAAGGACUCAUAACAAAGAUGGUGGCUUCUGGGAACUAGAAGUCAUGAACUGGAAAGACAAGGAAGGCAACACAGUAUUGCACGUAGUUGCAUCCAACACCGAAAAUCAAGUUGAGAUGAUAAGACUAUUGUUGGAAUGUGGGGUUCGAAAGAACAUAAUCAAUUUGAGUGGCUUGACGGCUUUGGAUAUUUUACAACGCCGAAGGCAUGUUGGUAACAGGGAGGCCGAGGACAUUCUAUCCCAGGCUGGAGGUUUAAAUGCUUACUCAAUUUCCAAAUCUAGACCCUUGGCUGAGCUCUUGAGAUCAAAGGUUGAAUUUUCUGAAAGAUUAAUGAUAACUGUAACCCGGGCCAGACUCAAUAUACCAAGUGACACACGCAAUGCUUUCCUGGUCCUAGCCGGUUUAGUAAUAACAGCAACCUACCAAGCCAUUUUCAACCCGCCAGGUGGUGUUCGACAAGCUGAGGCAGGUUCCACUGAGGUUCCGAGUGAAGCAGGGAGAUCAAUCAUGGAUACAAAUAGUUUUCUUUGGUUUUAUAUUCCAAACACUGCAGCAUUUCUCACCACACUUUUCCUGACGGUUCUAUUCCUUAUAAUUGGUCCAAAUGGUGAAGUGGUUCUUUUUCCCCUGGUGCCAAUAGUCAUUUGCUAUGUCAUGUCGACUCUCGUCAUUACCCCAACUCCCAAGUUUACUUAUUUCAUUUGGCUCACUUUGGCGAUUGCUGCUGCCUCUGGAUGUUGGUUAUUUGGGGCUCAUCUCUAUUGGCUGCUAAAAAUAAAGAAAGUUAACAGAAGUUCUGGAGAAAUCAACAAAUCAGUGCUAGAAUGAAGGCAAUGUUAAAAAUGAAUCAGGACAAUGUUGAUCUCCAUCCCUCUGUCUCCUUUCGUUUUUAUUUUCUGUGAUUUUGUUUGGAUUUUAAUUGUGGGCUUGGAUGUUGUAGGAGUGGGUUCUUUUGAGCGCAACUUUGGGUUUAUUUGGUGCUUUCAAAAAGGAAAAAAAAAAAAAAUUCCCCACCCAA